This is a messenger RNA of Guillardia theta CCMP2712, 495 nucleotides long. RefSeq lists its product as hypothetical. The record is from RefSeq and is a predicted model, not a curated record. NCBI's taxonomy places the organism in Eukaryota, Cryptophyceae, Pyrenomonadales, Geminigeraceae. Bases 1 to 495 code for a protein of 164 amino acids. The transcript is spliced from 2 exons.
AUGCAAGGGUAUUCGAGACUUUCUCUCCUUUCUGAGUUCUUGAAAUGCGUUCAGUCCAUCACAUCACAGGGCUCGAACCUCAAGAAAGGAGAUUGCUUCCAGCUCAGGCGUAGUUUCUCACAGCAAGAUGUCUCAAAGUUCGCCGAUCUGUCGGGAGACGAUAAUCCGCUGCAUCAAAGUGCCGAUUUGACUUCCUCUACAUUUGCCCAACCAGUUGUGCAUGGGAUCUUUGUUGCCAGCAUGUUCUCAGCGGUUAUAGGCCGCAACUUUCCAGGAGCGAUCUACCUUAAUCAGCAGCUCAAAUUUUCUGCCCCUGUCUUCUUUGAUGAGGAAGUUACAGCAAGAGUCACUGUAACACGAUGCAAGCAAGUGAAGAAUGUGUGCGUCGCCAGCAUGGAAACUGUUGUUGAAAAAGCAAACGGGCAGGUCGCAAUCAGUGGAAGCGCGCUUUGCAGUAUCCCCGCUGCUCUCUUGCAUGGUCAUCCAUCAGAAUGA